AUGGGUAAUUCUAUAGGAAUAGGAGUUUGUAACUCACCACCCUCAUUAACUGACUUAAUCAAACUUUAUAAUAAUUGUAAUAAUAACUUAACAUCACUAUCAUCAACAACUACAACCACAACCACCACAACAACGUCAACAACAUCACCAAAUAUAAAAUUUAAAGCAACAGCACCUCUGUCUCCAAAUCAUGGCAGUAAUAAUAGUAGCAGAUCAUCAUCACCAUCAAUUUUAGUACAUAACCAUAUUGUUUAUCAAACAAACAACAAUUUAAACUCUAGUAAUGCUGUUAGUUGUAAAUAUACUCCAAUAGUGGAUUUAUUUGCAUCAUAUUUUUUUAUAUGGAAAGCAAGUUUCAAUCAGAGCAGUGAUGAAAUUAUUUCUUUUGACCCAGUUGAUCCACUUCACUUCAAAUACCACAAUAGUACAGAAUGCUAUAUAAUUUUGCAUGUAAUAAAUACUGAAACCUUCAAGAAAAUUGUACCAGCAUUUUAUGAUUUAUCAAAAGCCUUUCUAACAGAACUGUCACCGAGGGAAUCUCAAUUUCCAAUUUUUAUUGAUAAAAGUGAAGUUUACAAGUUAUCACACGAUGUAUAUAUUUGGAAUGGUAAAAACUCUCAACCUUUAACAAAGGCACUUUGUAUAGCUAAAUGUAAUGACUUUGUUAAAGCUCUUAGUUUUAGUGAUAAUUUGGCAUAUCAACAACACCUACAGCAACAACAAAAUUCAAAAACAACACAUUCAUCACCACCUCAAUCAUCAUCAUCACCAUCAAAUGAAUCCGAUUCUAGUAAAUAUUGGAAAUUACCAAUAAACUCACCUUGUAUUAUUCAAAAACUUUUUGAAAAAGGUUCAUAUAAUGAACUUGAUUUAAUAGAUAAUAACAACAAUAAUAGUAAUAAUAACAACAACAACAACAAUAAUAUAUCUGUAAAUUUUUCACCAAUUUCAAACUAUUUUGACCAAGAUGACUCGACUGUUUUAUCUGGUGAACUAGUCCCAUUUAAUAGCCGCCAUUAUGAUCAUUCACUUUCAGAAAUCAAUACACUAUCACAUCUAUACAAAAAAAUAUUUAAAAUGAAUGUAACCCCAUUUUUAAAUAAUAAUAACAAUAACAAUAAUAAUAAUUAUAUUAAUAAUACCAGUUUUAUAAAUAAUCAUUCAUCCAGUUGUAUUCCUCCAGGUAUUGAAGUUUAUUCACAACCCUCAUCAAUAACGAAUAUAAACAAUCUUGUAAAAUCAAAAAAUAAUAAUAUUAAUAAUAACAAUGAUGAUAAUGAUAAACCCGAUAGUAAUAAAGAUGACAGUAAUAUUGACAAUGUAAAUAGCAAUAAUAAUUGUGGUAAAGAUGAUAGUAACAAUAGUAAUAAUUUUGAUGAUAAAAAGAAUGAUGAUUCGACAAUUUCAGAUUCAAAUAUUAAAACUUUAAAUCCAAGAUUUGAAGUAUUAAAAAAACUAUCAUAUGCAUCAACUACCACAACCAUUAACAACAAUAAUAAACUAUCAACAACUUUAACCUCAUCCGAAAUUAAAACCACAACAACUACAACAACUACAACAACGAACUCUGUAAUAUCAUCUCUAUCCCCAUCAUCCACAUCAUCACAAGCACAACACUCUGUCUCAUCUUCUGCAUCGACUACCCCUCCGAUAACUUCAUUUUCUACCUCAUCCCUUUCAUCUUCAUCCUCGUCCUCAUCCUCGUCUUCAUCCUCAUCUUCAUCAUUAUCAACAACUACAACAACUAUAGAUAUAUCUAUGCCAAAGCUAAGCAUACCACCCCUUUCAAUACCGCAAAAUUCACAACAAACACCAUCUCAACAAUCAAAUAAACCAACUGUCACAACACCAAAAUUUUCAUUAAAUUUAUCAGCAAUUAAAAGUAAUGGUACAAAUAAUAGUCCUGUUGCAACUACAAACCAAUUAGCAACAGCUGAAAAGAACAAUAACAUUUCAAACUCAACUAAUUUAAAUGGUACACCAAGUAAAAAAGUUGUGCCGCUAUUAAAUUUAGGAAAACAACAAUCAAUGUCAGUGUUACCCAUUCAUGGGUUAUCAGCAUCAACUUCAACAGCUCCACCAGUAGCCCCAAACCAAGGCUGGGGUAUGUUUAAAAAAUCAUUGAACUUACCAACAUUACCAGAUUUAUCAUCACUAAAAUUAUCAUCACCACCACAAACACCAAGAGGAGGUGGUGGAGGAGGGGUUGGAACCACAAAUAUGAUUGUUAUGAAUGGUAAUAUUAAUGGCUCGUCACCAGAAGAAAGCUAUGAUAAACUUUCACAAAAAGAAUUAAGCAUCUACUUUGAACCUAUUUUAAACAAGAUUGUCGACGAAAUCUAUUUGGGUUCUAGAAUUCCAGCUGGUAAUUUACAACUAUUAAAGAGUGAAGGUAUUACUCACAUUCUAAAUUGUGCAGGUAUGGUUUGCCAAAAUCAUUUUCAAGAUCAUUUCACUUAUAAAACACUAUUUAUUAGUGAUGGUAAUGGUGAAGAUAUUAGCUGCCUCUUUUACGAAAUACUGGACUUUAUUGAACAAGCAAUCUCGAGCAAAGGAAAAGUUUAUAUUCAUUGUCACCAAGGUAUCUCUAGAAGCUCAGCAUUUGUUAUAUUAUACCUGAUGUGGAAAAACAAGUGGGACUUUAUCCAAGCUCAUGAAUUUGCCAAAAGAAAAAGGUACAUAUCCAAUCCUAAUCCUGGAUUCACGGGUCAACUAAUGAUAUGGAGAAAGAAUCUAAUCAAAAAUUUAUCCGGUAAUAUUCGUGAGCCAUCUCUUUAUAGGAUGGUACAGCUUUUGGGUAAUAUCGUAGUACCAAAAAAAGUGACCAAUAUCUCAUAUCAUUCAUUGGAUGCAAGAUGCUGUUUUAUUUUAAGAGUAACAGGGUAUACAUUUUUAUGGGUUGGUCAAGCUUGUCAAGGUAUGUUGGGUGAAAAAUUUUUAGAAGCCGCCAAAGUUGCAAUUAGACGUUUCCAAGACUAUGAAAACGAUACAAUGAAUGUAAUCGAGCUUCGUCAAGGCAGCGAAACCGAAGAAUUUUGGGAAUACAUGGGUGGUGAAGGUGGAGUGGGUCUUGUGUUUGCCUAUGAUAAAGAUUUCAAAAUACAACCAUACAAUACAAUUAAUGAAUACUUAUUUAAUCACCAAACAACCACUUAUCAAUCUUCUUCACCAUCAACAACAACUACAACAACCAAUGGUGAAGCUAAACAACAAGAUGGAUUAUCGUUAAAUGGUAAUAAAAAUAACUUUGUAAAUAAUAACAAUAGUAAUAAUAAUAACAGCAACAAUGGUAGUGAUAGGGCAUAUCUUUAUCGUUUACUUGAAGACGAUCCAUCAUGGGAAAAAUAUGACGUUUUCGAUUGCGAAGAUUUAGUAGAUGAUGGUUUAUUUGUAUUAAAAUCCAAAUAUGACAACAAACUUUAUAUUUGGGUAGGUAAAGAUAUCAAUGUCGACAGCUUUCACAGUAUUUUAAAGAAGAAUACCACCCCCAAACCUCAGUCAUCAUUAAAUAUUCAUUAUAGCAGUGACAAUAUAAAUAAUAAUAACAAAAGUGAUGAUGAUGACUCAGUCAAUGAUAACCUCAAAACUUCCAACCAAACGCUCAAAAAUGAUAUUGGCAGAAUGGCUGUUUACCAAUUCAUUCAAACUAAUAAUUUCAAUUAUAAUACAUUUUCAAAUAUAAUCAUCAUUACUCAUGCAUCACAAGAAACUGAUGAUUUUCUUGAUAAUUUUUGUUAA
Messenger RNA from Dictyostelium purpureum, 3738 nucleotides. RefSeq lists its product as uncharacterized. Gene Ontology annotation, molecular function: protein tyrosine/serine/threonine phosphatase activity; actin filament binding. The transcript is spliced from 2 exons. Gene Ontology annotation, biological process: protein dephosphorylation. Lineage: Eukaryota; Evosea; Eumycetozoa; Dictyosteliales; Dictyosteliaceae. Bases 1 to 3738 code for a protein of 1245 amino acids. The record is from RefSeq and is a predicted model, not a curated record.